Lodderomyces theae is the source of this 2304-nucleotide messenger RNA. RefSeq names its product serine/threonine protein kinase. Bases 1 to 2304 code for a protein of 767 amino acids. Gene Ontology annotation, biological process: protein phosphorylation. The transcript has a single exon. Gene Ontology annotation, molecular function: protein serine/threonine kinase activity; ATP binding. NCBI's taxonomy places the organism in Eukaryota, Fungi, Ascomycota, Pichiomycetes, Serinales, Debaryomycetaceae. The record is from RefSeq and is a predicted model, not a curated record.
AUGUUCAAGUUUAAAAACAAACUCAAGUUUGGGUCUUCAAAUGAUAAGCAGCAGGAACAGCAGCAGCAGCAGCAGCAGCAACAACAACAACAAUCGCCGAGCCACCAUCACCAUUCAGAGAACGGAUCAGCAGAACCAUCCUCACCUCCACCACCUCAAUCGACUAGCUCCGCCUCUUCUCAACAUCACUCCCUUGAUGCAUUGCUGACACCAAAGAGAACUGCCUCAGAGUCGAGAAAGACAACCUCCGUUGAUCAGUUAGGCAACGAUGUGUCUAAGUUAUCCAUUCAUGAUAGCUCCCCAGAUAAGCAGUCUACUUUACACAGUCAUUCAAGCAGUGAUAGAAAUGUCUCGUCCACCGAUUACAACCACAAUCAUACAUUGCAACAAACGGGCGACUUACAACCACCGACUACCGAGUCGAAUAUAACCUCGAAUUCUUCAAACUACAACAAUGGAUCCCCUGCUUCAUCUCAUCCUACCUCCGUAGGACAAGUUACAUCUGCAGUUUCAAACUCCAGCGAUUCAGCAGUUGCCGGUGUGAGCACCAACAACACCGCCUCCGGAACAACUUCAUCUCCCGGCUUAUUAACCGUCAAAAUAUAUGGCUCGCAAAAUAUUCAGUUACCAAUUAAAAUCAACAACAAUAAGCAAAUAUUGCACGCAUUGGCUAUUAAUUCAAGCAGUGAAAGCGUGGGACAACAAUUGUUGAAAAAUAUGGCAGAUGUCGAGCAAGAUAGUAGUGAGGUUGGCGAGUUUAUACUGGGCUCAAAUGCGGCAAAAUUGUUACCUUCGAUCAUCACAAUUCCGAAAUCUGAGAAUUUGGUCAAAUCAUUACUUUACUUGACUAUUGAGUUUGAAAACAACGUGUUGGUGAUUGAGCCACAGAAGGGAAGUGUUAACCAAUCGACUUGGAAUCAAGUUGUGUCGUUUGAUGUUACAAACAAGGUCCUGAAUAAGAACAGCAAUUCACAGUUUCUCAAUUUGAACUUGUUUAUGAGGUUACCAAAUGUUUUGAUUCCCGACUCGGAAAAGCAUCGUAGCAAGCAGUUGUUCACCAACUAUCAAGUAGAUGGUGCGGACAGAUCUACAACGUCCAAUUCAUCCAAUACAACUAGUACUCAAGUCAACAUUGGUGAUUUGUUAAUUGGUACAAUUAAACUUCCAUUGAAUACGAGGUCCCACUCUCAACAAGUCAGAUUAAUGCAUCACGAAUACUUGAAAUUUACCAAUUACAAUGCGGCGUUACUGGAUGCCAUCCGUCAAGAUAUGGGAGAAAUAAUGUUGACUAUAGAGUAUAAACCAUUGACAAGGAAACAUCUCUCGAUUGAUGAUUUUGAUUUGUUGAAAGUGAUUGGAAAGGGAUCGUUUGGGAAAGUUAUGCAGGUGGUUAAAAAGGACACUAAACAGAUUUAUGCUUUGAAAACGUUGAGGAAACAACACAUUGUAUCCAGACUGGAAGUGACUCAUACGUUGGCGGAAAGGACGGUGUUGGCACGGAUAACCAAUCCAUUCAUUGUUCCGUUGAAAUUUUCUUUCCAGUCGCCUGAAAAAUUGUACCUUGUUCUCUCAUUUAUCAAUGGUGGAGAAUUGUUUUGGCAUUUACAAAGAGAAGGGAAGUUCAGCAUGGACAGAUCGAGAUUCUACAUUGCUGAGUUGUUGACUGCUUUGGAAAGCUUGCACGAAUUGAAUGUAAUUUAUCGGGACUUGAAACCGGAAAACAUCUUGCUUGAUUAUCAAGGACACAUUGCCCUUUGUGAUUUCGGCUUGUGUAAAUUGAACAUGAGUAAUGACGACAAAACCAAUACGUUUUGCGGUACUCCGGAAUAUCUUGCUCCUGAACUUUUGCUUAACCAAGGUUAUACAAGAAGUGUGGAUUGGUGGACUUUGGGUACCUUGCUUUACGAAAUGUUAACGGGAUUACCACCUUUUUAUGACUCGGAUGUGCCUACAAUGUACAAGAAGAUUUUGCAAAAUCCGUUACGCUUCCCUCCAUUUUUGGAAAAUACUGAUGCUCAAGAUUUAUUGAUCAAAUUAUUGCAAAAGGAUCCACUGCAUAGAUUGAAUGAUGCACAGGCCAUCAAGAGCCACCCUUUUUUCAAAGAUAUUGAUUGGAACAAGUUGUUGAAUAAGAGUUAUUUACCUCCAUUCAAGCCAAAUGUUGAAAACUUACUAGACACUUCGAAUUUUGAUCAGGAUUUCACAAAUGAAAAACCUCAGGAUUCAGUGGUUGAUGAUUUCUUGACCGAGAGUGUGCAGAAACAAUUUGGUGGAUGGACCUACAAUGGUGACAAUGUACUAUAA